This is a messenger RNA of Lathyrus oleraceus (garden pea), 1545 nucleotides long. RefSeq lists its product as uncharacterized. Bases 411 to 1361 code for a protein of 316 amino acids. NCBI's taxonomy places the organism in Eukaryota, Viridiplantae, Streptophyta, Magnoliopsida, Fabales, Fabaceae. The record is from RefSeq and is a predicted model, not a curated record. The transcript has 6 exons.
UUGAACUUUGAACUUUGCAGCUUCAACAACUUCAAAAGGGGAACGUUCGUAAGCGAAAAGGAAUUUCUCAUUUUGUUGCGUUGCUUUGCGCGUUGAAGUAUUCCUCUCUUCUACAAACUCCUCCGCCGCACACGGUGGUCGCCGACUCACUCCGGCCACCUAGGUUUCACUUCAUAGAAAGAGAUUAACUACCUCACCAACCUUUCCUUUCUCUCAGCUGAUUACAAUUCUCAACACACUCUUCUUCUUUUCUUCUUGCUGAAUAAAGUUUGGCGGUAGUAAUCUCGAGUUUGGUUCCUAGGGAGAAGAGGCCCUAAUAAUCUCGAGUUCGGUUGGCGGUGAAUAAAGUCGGGCUAAGGAUUAUUUCAGCUGGCAAUAGUGAUACAUUGAUUUUACCCUCUGGUAUCUCAAUGAUGACACCAGAGGCAUCGAGGGAGUUGGAGAAACUUGAAAUCACAGGUCAUCAUGUCAGGGGGAAUACUGAGUAUGUUAGGCUUGCCAUAUCUGAUGAACCGAGGGCUGUUGAAACUGAAAUGCUACAGCCUCAAGCCGAAUCAAGAAUUAAAUCUUUCAGGUGGUGGAUGAAAGCCUUUGUAUGGUGCGUGGUCAUUGUUGUACUUGCACUUGGUCUAGUCAAAUGGGGAGUCCCAUUUGCUUUUGAAAAGGUUCUUUAUCCAGUGAUGGAGUGGGAAGCAACUGCCUUUGGCCGACCAGUUCUUGCCCUUGUGCUUAUUGCUUCUCUGGCUUUAUUUCCAGCAUUAUUAAUCCCUUCCGGCCCUUCCAUGUGGUUGGCUGGGAUGAUUUUUGGUUAUGGCCUCGGCUUUGUUAUAAUAAUGGUUGGGACAACCAUUGGGAUGGUCCUCCCUUACCUGAUUGGACUAAAGUUCCGUGACCGCAUUCAUCAAUGGUUAGAGAAAUGGCCACAGAAUGCUGCAAUGAUAAGGCUUGCCGGGGAAGGGAGCUGGUUCCAUCAAUUUCAAGUAGUUGCUCUAUUUCGAGUUUCGCCUUUUCCCUAUACUAUAUUCAACUAUGCUGUCGUAGUGACAGAUAUGAAGUUUUGGCCCUACUUAUGCGGAUCAAUAGCAGGAAUGGUGCCAGAAGCUUUCCUCUACAUCUACAGUGGUAGAUUAAUAAAGACUUUGGCUGAUGCACAGUACGGGAAGCACCGCCUGACGACAGUGGAAAUCGUAUACAACAUUAUUUCUUUCAUCAUUGCCGUUAUUACCAUUGUUGGCUUCACUGUUUAUGCGAAAAGGACUCUAAAUAAACUGAAAAUAGCAGAGGCGAAUGAAGAAGCUGUGUCUGUCUCAGUUUCUGUUUCUGGGAAUGUUAGUCUUGGGACGAAGAAGGCUUCCCAUUGAAAUGAAAAGGUCUUACAUUACAUAUCUAAUUUAUUAUUAUAUCAGUGUUAAUAUUUAUGUAUCUAACACAUUUGAUUUAGGAUUACUUUCUCUCUCCCAAUUUUAAAUCCUUUGUAAUUACCAGAAUCAGCAUGUUGGAUAGAUAGAUAGCUCGUAGAAAAGCAUAAUCAGUUUCUCAUUUUCA